Molecule: messenger RNA, 1638 nt
Organism: Fonsecaea multimorphosa CBS 102226
Lineage: Eukaryota; Fungi; Ascomycota; Eurotiomycetes; Chaetothyriales; Herpotrichiellaceae
Exons: 1
Coding region: 1-1638 (545 amino acids)
Source: RefSeq, a predicted model, not a curated record
AUGGUGACAACCAGGUCCCAGGACCGCAAAUUAGGUGCCUCUAGCUCGCCCCUUCCAGCCGUGGAAGCGGGCACAGACUUGUCACCCUAUGCUAGACUAUCGCCCACCGCAAAAUCAAAGGCACCUUCUGCGAGUACGCUUGCCUCCAGGAAGAGUCUUGCCUCACCUGCAAACCAGAAGAUUGAAGUCGUCAUAGACGUAGCACCUAAUCACGGUGCAGCCCCAAAUCCUCUGGAGCAAGAGACUUCACAGUCUGGAGGCCGGGAAAAUGGACAAGGGAUCUCGCCGAGCCAGCCCCGGGAUCUCGUACCUCACCAUGAAUCAUCCUUUCAGGGCGUGCUCGAGGAUUCCUCGUCCAAUCAUGAAGCCAGAACUAUGCAAUCAGACGAUAGAAGCGCCUUGGAAGGCAGGCCCAAAGACAGUCGAGAAGUACCGGUCACACUUGCCGAGCGCUCGAAGCACCCGAUGUCACCGAAUCAGACAUCAGCAUCCGUCCCUAAACGAAAGAGAUUCACCAGCGAAGACCUUGACGAUAUGGUCCCAGGAUCUGAAUUGCCUGCAGACCAGCUUGCCCGUCCCGUCACUCCGAACGCGGCUGACAGAGAAGGUGUAGAAGAGUCUGACGAUGGCGGUGACGACGCUCCUCCCGAAGUGGUCAGCAGCUCUGAUGCUGCACAACAAGUCUUGGGGGUGCCCAAUCCUUCACUGCAGCAUACGAAUCGCAAGAGAAGGAAGAUCCUGCGGAAUGCUGACGAUGAGUUUGGCUCUCCUGUGCGAGUACCUGAGCUAGCAGCAACCCUGGAGCCACAGACAUCAGACACGGCACAAGAAAAAGGCGAAGAACCCACCACGGCAGGUCAGAUUCCUCAACAAAACGGAGGAGAGAGUGAGGCCGGCGAAGCAUCAAAGCCCAUCAAGAACAACUCAAGUACCGUCAAUGCUACUCCUCAGGAGACGAUCGAGAUCGUCACUACACCAAGAUCAAAUGAGAGCUCAGACCCGGCAAAUACUACGACACAAUCAGCCAGAAAGAAAACAGGACCCCGGACCCCUGACAAUUUCGAUACCACCACUCAGCUGCAGCCUUCUGAGCCAUUGGCGGAGGAGGGUAUUUCCACCUCCAAUGAGACCACCCGUCAGAUACUUCCAGGAGAGCAAGAGCAACUUGCGGUGAACCUUUCAACCUCCCUACCUCAAGACACGAGCAUGGCUGAUGGCGGCCCUUCUGUCACAAAUUCGGACGUGCGAUACUCGCCACCGCAAAGAGUGUCUGCGACAGAACUACCCCCUGAGUCCUCUGCUACAAUCCCGGCUCCGGAAGGUCAUGCACAAAGCACAACAAAAUUCCAAGCAAACACUGCGGAGCCAUCUGUAGGCGUGGAGUCCCCUGGUUCAGUUUAUUUGUCCACUCAAACACAGCCGGUCGAGUCUGAUUCGGUGAAAAUGGCAAAUUUCACGGCCCCUACGCCCCGCGCCCGCCCGAGAGGUAGACCACCUCUUCACGAGCAAGAAGUCUUGUCGACACCGAAGCCAACAUCUCUGCAGCAAUACAGAACUCGGCUGUUGGGCCGGCAUCCCCGAACAAACAACUGGGGAGCGCCUGGGUUCCGCCGGAAGGCGAAGUUUGUCGGCGCGUGA